This is a messenger RNA of Xenopus laevis (African clawed frog), 1754 nucleotides long. Its product is annotated as glucagon receptor. The transcript is spliced from 14 exons. The record is from RefSeq and is a predicted model, not a curated record. The coding region runs from base 339 to 1604 and encodes 421 amino acids. NCBI's taxonomy places the organism in Eukaryota, Metazoa, Chordata, Amphibia, Anura, Pipidae.
UGAAUGGAGAAUUACAGAAUACAGAAUCGAGGGAAAGCCAGGGACGGAAAGGCAAUGAGAUGAGGAGGAGGAAGACUAUAGUUGAGCAUAAGAGAAAAUGAGCAGAAUGGGUGAGGGAGGAGUCAUUCCCAGAGGUAGAGAGGAUGGAAAAGGCACAGAGGAAGGGCAAAAUAUUAAAACCAGAGAAUCAAAUGCUGGGUGCUAGAGAACUGCUGUAAGGAGUGGUGACAGACAUUCAUGAGCUCCCACCUAAAUCAAUGCACAACCUACAUUGACCUUGGCACACACACAAGGCAAAAAGAAUUGCACUAAAGUCAUUUCACCUCUCUGCCAGCUGGAUGAAACUUGUACUUCUGCUCCCACUCCUAAUACUCUCACAGAACGUUGCCAGCCAGGUGCUGGAGAGAACGGUGGAAGAAUGGAUGAGAUACAGGGAUGAAUGUUACAGAAGGAUGUCCAGCACUCCUCACCCUUCAGGGCUGCAUUGUAAUCGUACGUUUGAUAUGUACGCCUGCUGGCCAGAUGGCAUCCCAGGAACCAUCACUUAUGUACCAUGCCCCUUCUACCUCCCCUGGUUCCAGAAAGUUAGCCAUGGGCAACUCUCACGAGGCUGUGGGCUGGAUGGGCUCUGGGUAAAGGGGAACAGAUCACAGCCCUGGAGGAAUGCAUCACAAUGUGAAGAUGAUACGGAGGUGACUGCAGAAGAGGUAGAGACACGGGAUCUGUUGCUAAGUUUCAGGGCACUGUACACUGUGGGUUACUCUGUCUCCCUGCUGACACUUAUCUCAGCCCUAUUGAUUCUCACCAUAUGCAGAAAACUGCGCUGCACCAGGAAUAGCAUCCAUGCCAACUUAUUUGCGUCCUUUGCUCUUCGUGGGGUCUCUGUCAUUGUUAAGGAUGUUCUUCUUGAAAAGAGAUGGGGCAUGCAGAUCAUGGAAGUCUCAGACUGGCAAGUCCUCAUCAGCGACCAAGCUGCGAUUGGCUGUCGCAUUGCACAGGUUGUUAUGCAGUACUGUAUCCUGGCCAAUCACUAUUGGUUUGUGGUGGAAGCAGUGUACCUAUACAAGUUGCUGAUUGGAGCAGUGUUCUCAGAGAAGAACUAUUACACGUUAUACUUGUAUUUGGGAUGGGGGACUCCAGUCCUGUUUGUGGUUCCUUGGGUGACCUUAAAAUUCAUAAAAGAGAACUCAGAGUGCUGGGCAUUGAAUGAGAACAUGGCAUAUUGGUGGAUAAUCCGAAUACCCAUUCUGCUGGCCUCACUGAUAAACCUUGUCAUUUUCAUGAGAAUUUUGAAGGUGAUAUUGUCCAAGUUGCGAGCCAAUCAGAAAGGAUACGCAGACUACAAGCUCAGGUUGGCUAAGGCCACACUGACGCUGAUCCCACUUUUUGGAAUUCAUGAGGUUGUGUUUAUCUUUGCCACAGAUGAACAAACGUCGGGAAUCCUUCGCUACAUCAAGGUCUUCUUUAACCUCUUUCUCAACUCCUUCCAGGGCUUCCUUGUAGCCGUGCUCUAUUGCUUUGCUAAUAAAGAGGUGAAGUCAGAAAUUCACAAGAAAUGGAGGCUUUGGCAGGCAGACAGGAAAGCUCUCGUUUGCCCUCGAUGACUUCAGUCCCUAUACAGGCGCAGGAGACUUGCCAAAUCCAAAUAAAACGCCGCAGUAGAGAAGGGUUGUCCGGCUGUCUGUGGUGCAACACAAGGGACAGUCAUUUUGUAUAUAGUGCCUAACACCAGGGAGUUGCAAUAAACAUAAAAC